GGCUACAGAAAUUGAAUAAAGUGUAAAUCAACAUAACAUUAUUUAGUCAAGAGCAGUGAGGGAUUUCUUCUGUCUUUUGUUGUUUGAUUAACAUUAAUGACAGAUGGCACAGCUUUAUUAGGCUGCUGUCACAAGACCUGUUUCACGGAUAUACCGUAGCAAAAGUUAUGCGUUUUAAAACGAAAACGCACUAGUGUAAACGGGGCCUGAGUGUAGCCUAUCCUUACAAGACAAUGAAAUAUAGAAAUGAAUAUUCUUCAGUUAUUAGCAAAUCAUUUAUUUGUUAAAUAUGCUAACUUUUUUUUUUUUUUAACCAUCAUCAAGAUUUUAGUUUAAAAAUUAUGUAUUGGCAUAGGGUAAAGUUUGUUUAAAGUUACAGCAUAUACAUGUACAAUGAACUUACAGGGAUAGUUCACACAAACAUUUAUACUCUAAUUUUUCGUAACCAACGUUCUUCAAAAUAUCUUUUUAUGUUCCACAAAAGAAAAGAAAAAGCCAAACAAGUUUGGAACAACAUGAAAGCUAUUAAAUUCCUCAGGACCAGAUGCAGACUCAGUAACAAUUGGAAUUUUUAGAGAGACGGAAUUAUUUUACAAAUAGCAUUCCGUUUACAUUACUCCUAAUGAUAUUUCAGUCUGCUUUUAAAGAUCUGUUCCUGCCUAAAGAAUAUUCCCAUAAGAUAUGGAAAGCAACCGCGAUCUGGAUGUGGAUCUGGAUCCUAAUAAAGAUGACCUGCCCCUGCGGGCUAACACCAACCAUAUGCUUGUCCGACACUAUGUUCUUGACCUGACUGUUCACUUCCAAAGGAAUGUCUUUGGUGGCAGCAUUGUUCUGUUUCUGGAGCCCGGUGUGGUUUCCAGCAAACAAGGUGAACUAGGAUCUAUAUCAAACACACCAGUGCAAAACAGAUCUCAGGUGUCAUCUAAACAUGACGUAAGUUCUCCCAUCACACCUGAGCCAAAUAAGGUGAUACCCCCUGAGGAACCAUCACGUUUGAGUGGAGGAAAUUAUGUCAGUAGUGUCUUGUGGGGUGAUGAGAGUGAAGAAUUCACCUUGGUGUUGGAUUGCUGUGACCUGACAGUGUCAAAAGUGGAAGAGUUGGAUGUAACUACAGUACCUGAUUUAAAGAAACUUGACGUAGACAAACAACAUGCAAAUACGGAUCAUCCGUCAUCCGGUCUGGUACAAAGGCUGGUCUCUAUGCCUUCCGUCUGCUGGAGACUGCAGCAUGAGCUAUACGUCCAGUGCAGCCAUUCCUCUACUGUUCAUAAUGUCCAACCUCUACGGUUCCACACAGACCAGUGGAGUCUUCAGAUCAGGAAGGAAGGGGUUUGUUCCCCUCAUGAUUUCCCACGUGCUGUCAGAAUAUGGUAUGAAACUAAGCCCACAGGUGGUUCUGUGAGGUGGACAAAAGACCAGGAUGGCAGAUGCUGUGUAUAUACCAUGGGCUCGCCCAUCAACAACAGAGCACUCUUCCCGUGCCAGGAGCCACCUGUUGCCAUGUCAACGUGGCAAGCGCGUGUGAGAGCUCCGUGUGAUUACGCUGUUCUAAUGAGUGGUGAAAAUCAAGCCUUUCCUAAGCCUGCGGAGACAGGUUUUCUGCAGUGGGAUUAUUAUGUUACAAUGCCAAUGCCAGCCUCUACCUUUACCAUAGCGGUGGGGCAAUGGCUAGAGGCUGGAGUAAAACAUCCCAACUUUGAGGUGGAAAAAACGGACAAACCUUUCGAUAAAGAACCCAGUUUUUCUUUGGACAACGACGAUCAGCAAUAUGUUUGCUCCCACAUGGACUAUCCCUGUCGCUUCAUGGUCAGUGCUGCCAGGGCUCAGACUGUUAUUCCUCACCGGGUAUUUGCCCCACCCUGCCACCUGCAGCAGGCAAAUGACAUGGUUUUACCCCUACUGCCUCUCUGUCUGACUGCGGCCCACUCUGUUCUUGGUGUCCAUCCAUUCUCACGUCUAGAUGUGUUUAUUGUUCCCUCAGGAUUCUCCAGUCUGGGCAUGGCCAGUCCACAUAUCGUGUUCCUGUCUCAAAGCGUGCUAACGGGUGAAAGGAAUCUCUGUGGGGCGAGAUUGUGCCACGAAAUUGCCCAUUCUUGGUUUGGGCUGGCCAUCGGAGCACGGGACUGGACAGAAGAAUGGAUCAGCGAGGGUUUUGCCACUUAUUUAGAGGAUGUAUUCUGGAGCCAUGUUCAGAAGUUGGAUUGUAGAGAGGCUGAAGAGCAGAGACAGUUAAAAGCUCUGCUGCGCUGGAGGAGACUGAGUGACGAGUUACAGAACUCUGAAGAAGAGCUGCAGGUCCUCAGGCCUAAUAAAGAGAACACGGGGGAAGUGAGCGAGUCUGGUGCAUCAGUAGUGAAACAUGCCCUCAACCCAGAAAAACUCUUCAUGCAGGUGCACUAUCUGAAGGGCUACUUCCUCUUGAAGUUUCUGGCUGAUCAGGUUGGCGAAGAGAAGUUCUUGGACUUCUUCAAAGUGUUUGUGGGAAAAUUCCACGGGCAGCUCAUUCUGUCUCAGGAUUUCCUGCAGACGCUCUUGGACACAUUUCCAGGAAUGAGCAGUCGAGGCAUCACACUUGAAACCAUCUUUUCAGACUGGUUAGAUACACCUGAAAUGCCAGAGUGGCUGAGGGACGCCUGCUCAGAAUGGUUGCGGACUCCAGCGGUGCAAGAAGUCAAGGGAGAGGUUGCAAAAUGGAUUCACUUCAGUGGCUCUGGUGGAAAGGGCAGCAAGCGGAAAAGAGCAGGGCCCAAGGUUAACUUCAAAGAGUUGAGUCCAGAGCAGCUGGUUCUUCUGUUGGAGUUUCUUCUAGAGGAACCAAAGCUGAGUCUGUCCACUCUGAGACUCCUUCAGACCACUUAUAACCUACAGGCCCAGGAUGCUGAGGUGAAACAUCGCUGGUGUGAACUUGCGGUCAAGCACAAAAACACAGCGGCAUACCGAGACGUUGAGCAGUUUCUGAUCCAUGACCAGGCCAUGGGUGUGUAUUUGUAUGGUGAACUGAUGGUCCAGGAAGAUGCCCGGCAGCAAGCAUUAGCACGCCAUUGCCUAUCCAUCAUUAAAGAUGACAUGGACCAAUCAGCACGCAGCGUUGUGGAGGAAAUGAUUCUGUGAACUCAGUCAAAUCAGGUUUCAGAUCUGUCUGGUCUUCAGUCACAUGUUCAGCUCAGGGAAAUCAAGCAGGAUCUGACUGUCUACUGCUCGCUGAUGCUCAGAGAGAACAGUGAAUGGACUAUUCAAAAAAAUCAUUGCACAUUUAAGCUAGAAUACAUAAAAUAACAUGUCAUAUUUAGUAUUGUCAGAAAUAAAAACAAAUACUGUGUACACAAAUGUAUGUGU
Onychostoma macrolepis is the source of this 3336-nucleotide messenger RNA. RefSeq names its product aminopeptidase O (putative) (gene aopep). Gene Ontology annotation, molecular function: metalloaminopeptidase activity; zinc ion binding. Lineage: Eukaryota; Metazoa; Chordata; Actinopteri; Cypriniformes; Cyprinidae. The transcript is spliced from 17 exons. The record is from RefSeq and is a predicted model, not a curated record. Gene Ontology annotation, cellular component: nucleolus. The coding region runs from base 682 to 3111 and encodes 809 amino acids.